This is a messenger RNA of Heterobilharzia americana, 909 nucleotides long. NCBI's taxonomy places the organism in Eukaryota, Metazoa, Platyhelminthes, Trematoda, Strigeidida, Schistosomatidae. The record is from the annotation of a GenBank genome assembly.
AUGAUUGACACUAGUGGCCUUGCUUUUGUAUUCGGUCUUUUUUCUGCAAUCUUGUUUGGGAUUUUCGUUUAUCGGAGGUUCUAUAGCAGAUCUUCAAAGACAAGUGGAUCUCAUCAUCGUGCACGUCCUGCAGCUACUGCUGGUGGAGUGCGACGCCGUGCUGCCCAUGUUGGAGGACAACGUCGUGCGGUUGCUCGGAUGAGAGAUACAUCAGAUUCUGAGAGAGAUGACAGACGCAUUGAGAAUGUAAUGGAAAAUCCUGAUGCAGAAGCAUCAGAUGAUAAUCAAAGCACAUCGAAAGACACGCAAAAGAAGAAAGUUGGUGCCAAAAAAGCAGCGAAAUUGGCUGAAAAGGAACGUCGAAAAGAGGAACGAGAAGCUGAAGAACGUUAUCGUGAACACCAGAGGAAAAUUGAAGACAAAGAAAUUGAAAAACGUAAGAAGGAGGAAGAAGCACAAGAGAAAGCUGCAGCGGCCGCAGCGGCAGCUGAAGCUAAACGACUUGAAGAGGAGGCAGCACGUGAACAAGCUGAAUAUGAACGUUUAAAACAAGAAUUUAUUAUUGAAGAAGAAGGAAUUGAAGCUCCACAACAAGAUAACAAGACAGAAGCUUUAAUUAAUUUACAAAUUAUUCAAGCUAUUGAAGAAGCAAAAAUUAUACCAAUUGAACAUUUAGCAGUCAGUUUAAAUCUUAAAACUGAGAACUGUGUAGAAAAGGUUAAAUCAUUGAUAUCAUCUGGUCGAUUAACUGGAGUACUUGAUGAUAGAGGUAAAUUUAUUCAUAUUACAAAUGAUGAAUAUGAAGCUGUUGCUCAAUUCAUUGAAAAACGUGGUCGUGUUACACUUACAGAAUUAGUUGAAAAUGGACAUAAAUUAAUUCAUACAAUUUCAUCUAAUUCAAGAGAAUAA